Molecule: messenger RNA, 1232 nt
Organism: Gambusia affinis (western mosquitofish)
Lineage: Eukaryota; Metazoa; Chordata; Actinopteri; Cyprinodontiformes; Poeciliidae
Gene: tspan10
Product: tetraspanin-10
Exons: 3
Coding region: 1-984 (327 amino acids)
Cellular component (GO): membrane
Source: RefSeq, a predicted model, not a curated record
AUGCGACAAUAUUUACCCGUAAAGAAGUUUGAGUGGCCUUGGUCUAGGAGAGACAAUGGGCAGAAUGAGUUCAGCCCACUUAUUCCAAAGUCAGGUGCUGCAAAAGUGGAGGAUGAGGAGCUUGGCCAUGUUGACAAUGAAUAUCAAACAGGGACGCCCAGCAAUCAGGAUCACAACAGUCCUACAAGAAUCCAACCUCAUUACAGUUAUUCUUUGAUGGAUUAUUUUCUAAAAUACUUCCUGUUCCUGUGCAACCUGGUCUUCACAGUUUUGGGUCUGGUGGUUCUUGGUUUGGGGAUCUGGGGUCUCUCCAGCAAAGAAUCGUUUGCCCAGGAGAAGAUUGGAACUAUCGGCACAGAUCCGAUGCUGAUACUUUUGACGUUGGGCUUUCUGCUCACUCUGCUCUGUCUGACAGGGUGUGUUGGUGCUUUAAGAGAGAACUGCUGCUUGCUGAAGAUGUUCUCUGUUAUAGUGCUGGUGCUCAUCACAAUCCAGGUGCUGUUUGCAAUCGUGGCCUACACUGUGCAGGAUCAGAUUGAAGGAUAUCUGCGGUCAGGGAUGCUAGCUGCCAUGGUGGGCUAUCAAGAUGAUCUGGACCUGAGGUUCAUCACAGAUGAGAUCCAAUUGGGUCUGCAGUGCUGCGGGGCCGACACCUACCGGGACUGGGAGGUGAACCUAUAUUACAACUGCUCAGCUCCGGGCGUUUUGGCGUGUGGAGUCCCUGCAACGUGCUGCGUGGACCCUUUGGAGAACGGGACGGUGUGGAACUCACAGUGUGGCGUGGGAGCACAGCUCAUGGACGAGUUUACCGCUCAGAGCGUGAUCUUUCUUGGGGGUUGUCUGGGUGGAAUCUCUCGAUGGAUCAAGCAGCAUGAGGGCCUGAUCGGGACAGUCGGAGUUGUUGUUGUUGGGGUUCAGAUUCUUGCUGUGUUCAUCACAACAAGACUGUUGGAAAACAUUCACAGGCAUAAAGCUCAUGCAUGAUGUAAAUAUGGCAUGAAGUCAUCAGAGUCCUGGCUGUUUCUUGAUGUUUUCUUCUUUUUCAGUUCUGGGCUCCAUAGUUAGACACAUUUUAUAUUCAGAUUGCAUAAACAGGGUUUAUACGUUGGAAACUAAAUAGAAACACAUCUAAUGUACUGUAAAUAUUUUCCUCAUCCUACAAAAGAGGAUGGUGAGUCAUCGAGAGAAGUCAUUAAACAUGAGUGAUUAUUUCUUAUGGAAAGAUUUGGUGC